This is a messenger RNA of Camellia sinensis, 1832 nucleotides long. Lineage: Eukaryota; Viridiplantae; Streptophyta; Magnoliopsida; Ericales; Theaceae. The record is from RefSeq and is a predicted model, not a curated record.
ACUAGAAACUAUCCAUUCUCUCUCUCUCUCUCUCUCUCUAUAAAAGAGUGUGAGGUAGAAGUGAGUGGUAGUAGAGGUGGUGGACAAUGGCGGCGAUCGGAGCAUUGAAGGUGCCUCAUAGCACUGCCAGCCUCGCCGGCGAGAGAGCAAACCUCCGUGCGACGCCGUCUCGGAGGCUUUCCUUUGCCUCGUCUCAUCUCUCCGGCGACAAGAUCUCGCCCAAAUCGGCCUCUCCACGGCGGCGUUCUGAGGCUUCUUCCGGCGACAGGACUCCAUUCAUUGUCUCUCCCAAGGCCGUCUCUGAUUCGCAGAAUUCGCAGACUUGUCUCGAUCCUGAUGCAAGCAGUAGUGUUCUGGGAAUUAUACUCGGAGGUGGAGCUGGGACUCGCCUUUACCCUCUUACAAAGAAGAGAGCAAAACCAGCUGUUCCUUUAGGAGCAAAUUAUCGCCUGAUUGACAUUCCGGUCAGCAACUGCCUUAACAGCAACAUAUCAAAGAUCUAUGUUCUUACACAAUUCAAUUCUGCAUCUCUAAAUCAUCACCUUUCAUGGGCAUACACAAGUAACAUGGGUGGCUACAAGAAUGAAGGUUUUGUUGAAGUUCUUGCUGCUCAGCAAAGCCCAAAGAACCCCAAUUGGUUCCAGUUCAUUUUUGGUUCCUGUGGUUCAACAAAUGAAAUUAUAGUUCCACAUCGAAGGCUCUUGAUUCUUGCUGGGGACCAUCUGUAUCGUAUGGAUUAUGAGAGAUUUAUUCAAGCCCAUAGAGAGACUGAUGCUGAUAUCACUGUAGCUGCACUGCCAAUGGAUGAAAAACGUGCCACUGCAUUUGGUCUGAUGAAAAUUGAUGAAGAAGGACGUAUUAUUGAAUUUGCAGAGAAACCAAAAGGAGAGCAAUUGAAAGCUAUGAAGGUUGACACUACCAUUUUAGGUCUUGAUGAUGAGAGAGCCAAAGAGAUGCCUUUCAUCGCGAGUAUGGGUAUAUAUGUUGUGAGUAAAGAUGUCAUGAUAAAUCUGCUUGCGGAAAAAUUUCCUGGAGCCAAUGAUUUUGGAAGUGAAAUUAUUCCUGGUGCAACUUCCAUUGGAAUGAGAGUGCAAGCUUACUUGUAUGAUGGCUACUGGGAAGACAUUGGUACCAUUGAAGCUUUUUAUAAUGCCAAUUUGGGGAUCACCAAAAAGCCAGUGCCAGAUUUCAGCUUCUAUGAUCGUUCAGCACCAAUCUACACCCAACCUCGAUAUUUGCCUCCUUCCAAGAUGCUUGACGCUGAUGUCACAGAUAGUGUUAUCGGUGAAGGUUGUGUAAUUAAGAACUGUAAAAUUCACCAUUGUGUUGUUGGGCUUCGAUCUUGCAUAUCUGAGGGUGCAGUUAUAGAAGAUUCAUUGUUGAUGGGAGCAGAUUAUUAUGAGACGGAUGCUGACAAAAGAUUUCUGGCUGCGAAGGGUAGCAUUCCAAUUGGUAUUGGCAAGAACUCUCACAUCAAAAGAGCUAUUAUUGACAAGAAUGCUCGCAUCGGAGACAACGUGAAGAUCAUCAAUACUGACAAUGUUCAAGAAGCAGCGAGGGAAACUGAUGGAUACUUCAUAAAGAGUGCGAUCGUGACAGUAAUCAAGGACGCCUUGAUUCCAAGUGGAACUGUCAUCUAAAGAUCUUCCUAACCACUAUGGUGGACAAGAGAGAACCAAGUUUACCUUCCAUUACAAAUGAUAUAUAUAUAUAUAUAUAUGAUGUAUAUUGUUUAGUAGUAUAAUGCAUUUUGAUAUCAGAAGUGGUGACUUUACAAACUGUUCUGUAAAGGUUUUUUUAAUAAAAGUUCCAUCUACAUUUGUCUUUCUUCA